AUGGCUCUCGAAACAACCGUUUUAGUCAAAUCAUCCACACUUCCAGAUGGGCGCGUUAUCAAAGUGGGUGGUGAACGGUUCGAAGCCCCUGAAGCGCUUUUCCAGCCUCACUUGAUCAACGUUGAAGUGCCAGGAAUCGCCGAGCUAGUCUUCUCGACUAUCCAAGCGGCCGACAUCAAUGUCCGCCCGUCGCUAUACAAACACUUCGUCAUUUCAGGAGGUUCAACCAUGUAUCUGGGAAUUCCGUCUUGGCUCGAACGGGAAAUUAAACAGCUCUACCUUGAACGAGUUCUUAAAGGCGCCAUGGAAAAACUUACGGGAAUGGACAGUGUCGUUCGCCAAACUGGCCAACACGUGGAAUUCGAAGCGGCAUGA
Daphnia pulicaria is the source of this 375-nucleotide messenger RNA. Its product is annotated as actin-related protein 2-like. Gene Ontology annotation, cellular component: Arp2/3 protein complex; actin cortical patch. Bases 1 to 375 code for a protein of 124 amino acids. The transcript has 3 exons. Gene Ontology annotation, molecular function: actin filament binding. NCBI's taxonomy places the organism in Eukaryota, Metazoa, Arthropoda, Branchiopoda, Diplostraca, Daphniidae. The record is from RefSeq and is a predicted model, not a curated record. Gene Ontology annotation, biological process: Arp2/3 complex-mediated actin nucleation.